AUGGUGGCUCAUAUUUUUAAGUCAUUAUCUCGUAAAUUUUCAGAUAAAAGCCCAGGGCUUCUUUCAGAUUUUCGCUUUGUGCUUCAUGGUUUAGCAGCAGGCAAUAAAGCAUAUGGUAGGCGGAUAAUUUCUCCUCCCUUACUUCGCACCAAUUUUUAAUUGCUUAAUUUUUUAGCUUUCAAAAAUCAUGAAAAAAAUUUAUGCCUAGAAAAUGAUAAAAUAAAAAACCCAAGUUUUAAUAUUUAUUUCAAGAAGAAUCUCAAAUUGAUAGAUCCACAAUGACUGAGCUUCAUAUACAUCGAUUUCUGCCAGAGAGUGGAAAGGGCCAAUUUGUGCAAUCAUACUGAAUAGAUAUGAAAGAAUGUGGACCAAUGGUACUUGAUGCAUUGAUCAAAAUUAAAAAUGAAAUCGACCCAACUUUGACAUUUCGACGGUCCUGCAGAGAAGGAAUAUGUGGGUCAUGCUCAAUGCAUAUAAAUGGGAUCAAUACGCUGGCUUGCAUUUGCCCGAUGGAGCCGAAAGUCAGAGUGACAGUAGGUCCAUUAAUUCGAUAUCCUAUCAUAAAAGAUCUAGUCGUUGAUAUGACCCAUUUUUACAAUCAAUAUAAGUCUAUAGACCCUUGGCUUAAGAGGAAGAAUGCUAAAGAGCCGGGAUCAAAAGAAUAUUAUCAAAGCCCAAAUGAUAGAAGAAAAUUGGAUGGACUAUAUGAGUGCAUUCUUUGUGCUUGCUGCAGCACUUUAUGUCCUUCAUAUUGGUGGAACCAGCAAAUGUAUUUAGGUCCUGCAGUUUUACUGCAAGCUUACAGAUGGGUAAUUGAUUCUAGAGAUGAAGCAAUUGAAGAAAGACUAGAAAACUUAUCCGGGGACUUUAAAUUAGCCAAGUGCUAUCAGAUAGGAACAUGCACAGUGACUUGCCCAAAGAAAUUGGAUCCAAAAAUGGCAAUUUACAAUUUAAGAGCUAUUUAUAAUGAGUAUGAGGACUCGAAAAAGAAUUGGGAUAUUUAA
Molecule: messenger RNA, 1004 nt
Organism: Blepharisma stoltei
Lineage: Eukaryota; Ciliophora; Heterotrichea; Heterotrichida; Blepharismidae
Source: the annotation of a GenBank genome assembly